AUGGAAGUGAAGCAAGCAUUCGAGUAUUUCGCACUAUUAGAACAGCAAUUCUGGAAAAACUUGGACCAAAAGACCAUCCAGCAUAUCACAUUUGCUGGAGAUCUAAAACCAGAAGACAUGCUAUUGUAUGGUGAGUUUGGUUUCGCACUACUCGGAUUGAAACCAGCAGUGCUAGUCGAGUUCUGUGAUGAGACAAUCAACAAACUCUACCUCGAGACUGUAGUAGAACCAGUGCUUUACGCAAUGAAGGAAAAAACACUGGACUAUCACAUCAUUCAGCAUGCCGUGACACCCGAAUCAGCUUUGAGUGGCUGUAUAUUCAUCUAUCAAACCAAGCAGAGUACAUUGCCAGAACUAGCAUUCAUCAUGUCUAACACAGCAACAGCAACAACGGAUACAGAAGUGACAGAAGAGAGCAUGGCUACUAUUUUAGAUUAUCCAGGCCAUCUACCUAACACUGAAAAGGAAAUAUCAACCAUGUUGUCAGUGAUAUAUUUCCACGAUAGGUCGGGCCAAAAAGGAUUAAUAGCAUUGACGUCUUUUGCUAUUCAAAAGCCUGAAAAAGAAACGACACUAGCCCAUUUUAAACGCUAUCAAGAUGUGUGUAAAGACAAGUUGAAUAUUGAUUUGAAGCUAUUAAUUCAAUAA
This is a messenger RNA of Mucor velutinosus, 648 nucleotides long. It is a transcript of the gene ebp2, whose product is annotated as rRNA-processing protein EBP2. The transcript has a single exon. Bases 1 to 648 code for a protein of 215 amino acids. The record is from RefSeq and is a predicted model, not a curated record. NCBI's taxonomy places the organism in Eukaryota, Fungi, Mucoromycota, Mucoromycetes, Mucorales, Mucoraceae.